UCUUAGUUACGAGAGUUCUUACAUAUAAAAAAUAAAAAUGUUUUUCAAAACUUUGAUCUUUGCCGCGCUAUUAGCCUGCAUUAACUGUAGAUAUAUUCUAAUUGACGAAGAUUAUUUGCCUGAAUUAUUAGAGCACUCAAGAGUAAGGAGACAAGUGCAGGUGGGAGCUGGUCUUGAUAAUAAGGGGAACUGGGACUUGGCAGGCAAAGUGCCUCUUGCGAAGUCUGAUACUAACAUUCUCAGUGCGACUGGUAUGGCUACGAUGGACCCUAGCAAUAAGCUGACCUCGUAUGGAGCUGGUGUGGCUUUGGAUAAUAUAAAUGGCCACGGACUCAGCCUGUCUGGCAGACAGAUCCCAGACUUCGGAAAGCAGUUGACAGCUGCGGCCAAGUUAAAUGUUGUCAACACACCUAACCACAAUUUGGACGCGAAUGCAUUUGUCACAAAGAACAUGCCAAGUAUACCGAAUGUACCCAACUUCAACACGUAUGGUGCAGGCGUCGAUUACAUGUACAAGAACAAACUUGGAGCUUCACUAGGCGCAGCACGCACUGAUUUCCUUCAAAAAACUGAUGUAUCUGCUAUGGGAAAACUAAAUCUCUUCAAGACCCCUAGCUCGUCAUUUGAUUUCGGCGCUGGUGCAACGCGAUCCUUUUCUCCGUUCAUACCAAAAAGCAGCUGGGAACCGGCGUUUAACUUUAACUUUAUGAAAUCAUUUUAAAUAGUAUAAACUGUGUUAAAUUCAGAUAGGAAUAGAGAAAAAAAUGACAAAUAUGAAGAAUUGAUGUUUUUGGUUGUAUUCAUAGUAUAUAUGUAAUUGUAUUGUACAGUGUAGUAGAAGGCAGACGUUUGAUACGCAGAUUUUAGGCUGCUUACUACAAAACUACUAAACGUACACGGGCAAACUAUUUUAUAUAACAAAAAAGUCUUGCCAAGUCGCGUGUCUUUACGAAUAGUAGGUCAAUAUUAGGUAGUAGGACACUGUCAAUUUAGUAAUGAUAUAUAUAUAUACUACUAGAUAUAUACUAGUUGAAUAAUAUUGUUUCGAAAUAACACAUUUUAUCCUUAGGGUUUAGGGUAUUGUCGUUAUGUAAACUAGAAUAUAAUAUUUAUGUUCAAGUCCAAGCUAAGUAGGGUAUAAAUAUAUAUCUCCUUAAUUUUGUUCAAGCAGUGUUGGCCUAGUGGCUUCAGCGUGCGACUCUCAUCCCUGAGGUCGUAGAUUC
Molecule: messenger RNA, 1223 nt
Organism: Pieris brassicae (large cabbage white)
Lineage: Eukaryota; Metazoa; Arthropoda; Insecta; Lepidoptera; Pieridae
Product: attacin-E-like
Exons: 3
Coding region: 38-721 (227 amino acids)
Biological process (GO): defense response to bacterium
Cellular component (GO): extracellular region
Source: RefSeq, a predicted model, not a curated record